UUCCCUGGUGGUCCAGUGGUUAGGACUCUGAGCUUCCAUUGCAGGGGGCGUGGGUUCAAUACCUGGUUGAAGAUCCUGCAAGCGGUGCAGUGCGGUGCGGUGCGGUGCGGCCAAAAAAAAAAUUAUUUUUUGAAGAUUCCAUAAGGUAGUAUGUAAGGGAUGACUAUAAAGUUCUUCUAUUCAAAUGAGAGAAUAUAUGCCCAACUGAGUAUUGUCUUCCAAAGCAUCCCUAUGGAUGGUUGUCUACUUACUCCUCAGCAGCUCCCAGAGGUGAGGGUGGGAGUCAAGGCAGACUGAUGCCUCCUGUCAGUAAGGACUGAUGUGGAGAGGAAGAGGUCUUGGAUACACAGGAAAUGCCAGGAAGGCCUCUGUGUAUUUCCACAAGUGGUGGAGAGGGAACACAGACAAUCCUUUACAGACUUCAGAAAAAAUGGGCACCAAAGAGCUCCCAAUUGUUGUUAGAUAGGGAAGGGAAAAUUAGUAAUGAAGGAGUACAGUAACCCUUCAGCUGAGAUGGUAACCAGCUGAUUAUGUAAAAUGUUUGUCAGCCACGCAUUUGGAAACUCCCUCUAUUCUUGAAAAGCCCUAGAAAUUUGCAUUUAAUGAAAUUCACUUAUACUUUCCCAUUGACGCACAGUUUAGAACUAUAAUGUAUACCUGUUUUAAAAAAUUAUGGUUGAAAGAGAAAAUGUAUUCAUACUUCUGAAGAGAACAUGACUUUUAAUCCACAUAACUAAAGACAAAAAGCACUUUUUAAUUCCAGAAUACCAAAACAAAAACAACAACAAAAUCCUCAAGACUGUAGAGAUACCUGUGUGUUCUUCCAGGUAAUUUAAAUUGACAAUCAAUUAACAGAUUAGAGUUUAGUGCUAGGUAAACAUUACAUGUUCAAAUCCCAAGCAGAGAUUAAUUUGCUCUCUUCUAGGGUCACACAUUUCAUGCUGAGCCCCAGCCUGCUGUUCUCCUACUAUAUGCUAAUGUUUACAUGGGUCUCAGUCACCUUAGUUGAAACACUGAAAGCUUAACCUUUUAGUGGAUAGAAGCCUCAGCUAAGUAGAAUAUUAAGUAAAGUUAUCAUUCUACUACAAAACACUUUAAUUGGGAAAGAAUCAUGUAAAUAAGAUAGACAAUAUUUUCCUACUUUGGGCUAUAGAUUAAUUGAUCAAAACUAAAUUGGCUAAAAUGUGAAAGAGCUGAAAAUAAGUAUUUCUGUCAUUGGUUUUCCACACAUCAGUAAUUUUUGCAUACAUGGGUUGGCUCUCUUUGUCUAUUAAUCAUAACUUUUUUUCCAAAAUUUCUUUUUGUAAUUUUUAUAAAGCCUGGGCCCAUGUCCUUUUUAGCAUUUUUGUUUAUUUUUCAGAUUUUUUUUCUUGCUUGUGGGGCAAUCUCUUAGUGAAAUUCAAAGUUUUCUAGAGGAUGUCCGCAGACGACCGGCACCUGGUCUCCAGCUGCGGCUCCUUCAUCAAGACCGAGCCGUCUAGCCCGUCCUCGGGCAUCGAUGCCCUCAGCCACCACAGCCCCAGCGGCUCGUCCGACGCCAGCAGCGGCUUCGGCCUGGCCCUGGGCGCCCACGCCAACAGUCUGGACUUGCUGCCCAUGUUCGUGGGCACCGGGCUGGGAGGCACCCCCUACCGCAAGGGCUACGAGGACUGUGCCGGCGGCAUCAUGGAGGACUCUGCCGGCGGCAUCAUGGAGGACUCUGCCGGCGGCAUCAUGGAGGACUCGGCCAUCAAGUGCCAGUACAUGCUCAACGCCAUCCCCAAGAGCCUGUGCCUCGUGUGCGGGGACAUCGCCUCCGGCUACCACUACAGCGUGGCCUCCUGUGAGGCCUGCGAGGCUUUCUUCAAGAGGACCAUCCAAGUGAACAUUGAGUACAGCUGCCCACCCACCAACGAGUGUGAGAUCACGAAACGGAGGCGCAAGUCCUGCCAGGCCUGUCGCUUCAUGAAAUGCCUCAAAGUGGGGAUAAUGCUGAAGGAAGGUGUGCGCCUUGACCGAGUGCGUGGAGGCCGCCAGAAAUACAAGCGCCGGCUGGACUCGGAGAGCAGCCCGUACCUGAGCUUACAGAUUUCUCCUCCUGCUAAAAAGCCAUUGACUAAAAUCGCCUCCUACCUGCUGGUGGCUGAGCCGGACAAACUCUACGCCAUGCCACCCCCUGGCAUGCCAGAGGGUGACAUCAAGGCUCUGACCACUCUCUGUGAUCUGGCAGACAGGGAGCUCGUGGUCAUUAUUGGCUGGGCCAAGCACAUCCCAGGCUUCUCCAACCUCUCUCUGGGGGACCAGAUGAGUCUGCUGCAGAGUGCCUGGAUGGAGAUCCUCAUCCUGGGCAGCGUGCACCACUCACUGCCCCAUGACGACAAGCUGGUAUAUGCUGAGGACUAUAUCUCGGACGAGGAGCGCUCCCGCCUCGCAGUACUGCUGGAGCUCUACCGGGCCAUCCUACAGCUGGUGCACAGCUACAAGAAGCUCAAGGUGAAGGAGGAGAUUGUGACGCUCAAGGCCCUGGCCCUGGCCAACUCAGAUUCCAUGUACAUCGAGGAUCUGGAGGCGGUCCAGAAGCUACAGGACCUGCUGCAUGAGGCGCUGCAGGACUACGAGCUGAGCCAGUGCCACGAGAAGCCAUGGAGGAUGAGCAAGUUGCUGCUGACGUUGCCCCUGCUUCGGCAGACAGCUGCCAAGGCCGUGCAGCACUUCUACGGCCUCAAACUGCAAGGCAAGGUGCCCAUGCACAAACUCUUCCUGGAGAUGCUGGAGGCCGAGGUCUGA
This is a messenger RNA of Aethalodelphis obliquidens (Pacific white-sided dolphin), 2766 nucleotides long. RefSeq names its product steroid hormone receptor ERR2-like. The coding region runs from base 1417 to 2766 and encodes 449 amino acids. The transcript has a single exon. Gene Ontology annotation, biological process: regulation of DNA-templated transcription. Gene Ontology annotation, cellular component: nucleus. Gene Ontology annotation, molecular function: nuclear steroid receptor activity; sequence-specific DNA binding; steroid binding. The record is from RefSeq and is a predicted model, not a curated record. Lineage: Eukaryota; Metazoa; Chordata; Mammalia; Artiodactyla; Delphinidae.